UACGUUAGCCGCCAUUGUUGGUUGCUACAGAAAACAACAGAAAGUCCCCGCGCACCGACUGAAGGAACAAUCAUGCCUCCCAAGAAGGCGGCCCCUAAGCUGUCCAAGGCAGAAAAAGAGAAACUCCAGCAGGAGGAAGAUGAGAGAAAAGCACAGGAAGAUGAGGAGGCCCGUGAAAAAGCUGCUGUUGAGGAGAAGGAACGAAAGGCAAAAGAAAAACAAGUCGCAGCAGAAAAGAAGAAGCUAGAAAAUGAGGAGAAAAAAAAUAGAUCGAUAGAAAUGAGAGAGUUGACACAGAUUGUGGAAAGAAACAGAGACGCUUUAAAUGAACUACACAACAACAGGAGAAAGAAGGCAAAGUGGGCCAGAUAUAUGAGGUGUGAUGGUUCUCCAGAUCCCAUAAUCGCCGGAGAAAUAAACACUUACAUUAACCUACGUAUGGAGGACCGGGAACAUGAUGAUGUAGAGUCCGUGUUACAGGCCAGUAAACUGGACAUCUCUUUGAUCAAUGAGCUCGACUUUUUACUGGAAGACACGCCCCCAGAAGAACUGUCAGCGGAUGAGGUAGCACGGUAUAUGGAAACCAAGGAAGACCUGCAGACAUUGAUGAAGACUAAACUUGAUUUUGCGACAAUGAAACUUUUACAAGAAGCAUCUGUACGAGCUGACCCUGAAACAUUAAACCUACAGUACGCCAUUAAAAAUGAGGACACCUGUCUAAGUGUGUGGGGCAACCUGAGUAAAAACCCCAGAAUUAAAUCAUUUGAGUUUGCAAAGCAAGGUUUCACUUUUGAUAUCCCUCGCUUGUUGACGCUGUCGGACUGUGGUAUCCGUGUCCUGGAUCCUAAGUAUGAUCACUACUCUCCAACCUGUAAGAGCUUUCAUCCCAGACCCAAGAAGCAGCCAGAACCCGAGGUGGUACCUGAGGAGGAAGUCCCAGCAGUAGAAGAGGCCUGUAGCUGUGAGGAAGAGAAGAAAGAGGUCGGAGAGGAGGAGGCGCCAGUAGAGCGUGAAGAGACGGAUUUAAUGGCUGCAUUAAAGGAGUUGGAAGAUGGACCAAAAGAUGAAAAUGAAGAAGAGAAAAAAGAGGAAGAAGAAGAAAAGGAAGAAGAAGUAGAAGAGUUUGAGGAAAGAGCAACACCUGAGCCACAAGAAUGGGAGGACUUUGCCGAGGAUGAUGACAUUGUUGACCUUCGAGCCAAUGACAUUGUUGGAGGUGUAUUACAUUUUGAUUUGAUGCACCUGCCACCCCAGCCCAAAAGUAUGGCGUCGUGGACAACCACACUCUUGGUAGACCCACCUGAGAUACAAUACAUGGACUAUGUAGCAGACAUUGCCCUGGCCCCACCCUCUGCCACUGAGAAUGACACACCUACUCAGGAAAAGAAGGAAAAGGAACAGGCACAAGAAACCAAGCGUGAUGAAAAGCCACCAAUUGGUGUCACCAUGAAACUCCCAUCCGAGGUGUUGUUCUCCGAGGAGCCACUCAUUGCUAGAUGGGACUACACAAAGAAACACUGGAAACAGGAUGGCUUCUCAGACAUGAAAUACGAUGAAGACAAGAGAGAAUUCUUUUUCAAGACAGCAUACUUUGGAACAUUUGCAUUGAUGCAGGAUUCACACCUAAACAUGCCUUUCCAGUCCUGGGAGAUUCGACCCCACGGCACCAAUUCUGCCGUCCUCACAAUCAUUGCUGCCAUUGUAGAAAUAGAAAUUGAAAUUAAGGAUUCAGUUUGCUGUCUCAGCAAACCUGAGGACAGACCAGAGCUGGACAAAAUCAGAAAUGUUUGGGUCACUCCAAUGGAACUUGUAAAGAUGUUGAAACACGCAGGAAUUAAUGUGUUUCCAGCUGUAGAUUCAUCAAAAUAUGUUAGCAUUCAGAACAAGCACCCAAUCGUGGCAGAAUCGGCCUAUGAGCAGAUAGCACUGACAGCAUCAUCAUUCGCCUACUCUUGGUCCAAGUGGAACGGUGAGAUUCAGGAGAGGGACAAGAUCUUCUUCCAGGUGUCAGAGUGCCUUCAGGAUGAACCCCUGCUUGAGGAAGACUGGGGUGUGUUCCUCAUGACCAAGAGGAGAUCAAUGAAACUCAACUUAAGUGACUUUGAUGAGACUUACAAUGAAGAAAUGGCAGAUGGAACUGUGUUUAAAUCCAAUUUGUACCACUUGGUUGAAGACCUAGCUACUCCAGCAGCCAAAGAAAGGAUUGUCAACACAAGUUUCCAGUUUGUGGAUUGUGUUACCCAGAUCCUCAAGUCAACCAAACUUUUAACAUUUGCCUGAGACUUGUAAAUCUACUCUGACAUUCAGAAAUUAUUAUCAACAUGUCAAAAGGAGAAAUAACAACCUGUUGUCAUUGAAACUUAAAUCUAAUUUCCUCAAGAACAUAUUUUCACAGCUCAUCUACAAAUAUGUUGUAUAGCAUCUGGAGAAAUGAACAGUUAUAUUUCAAACACUCAGUGUGUAAACAUGUACGAGAUAUGUAAAUUCUCAGUUAUCUCCCUUAAGAAUGAUAAUCUUAAUUCUUGGUUGUCUCCCUUGAACAAAGAUGAUCAAUUCUUGAUUGUCUUCCUGAAUGAAAGAUCAUUUCAAUUCUUGAUUACCUCCCUUGAGGAAAGAUAAUUGUCAACCGUCUCCCUUGAAGAUAGUAAUUCAUAAUUCUCGAUUGUCUCCCUUUGCUGAUGAAUGAGGAAAACUUUUUCCAGUAAAGAAUAUGACAUUCAUGUAACUGUACAAACCUACUCAGUGUGACUGUAUGUUGCAUCACUGUAAGUAAUAAGGUCAAGCAUCAUCCGAAAAAAAAAAUUCAUGUAUGAAUAUUUACUGCUACAGAUCAUCCUUCACUUCAAACCAUAAUAUAGAUGUUUGUAUGAGCAAAUCCAACUGUUGGUGAAGAUAUCGUGGAGAAUAAUUGAUGACAACAUACAGAAAUACCCCAGACAGUGGAUGGUGAACCCUAUGAGCUAUGUUGAACAUGGCAUAAGCUAAUAGUGUGGUCCAAAAUGAUGUUGCUUUUGUUGCACAUUGUGAUAUUGAAUAUGAAAAGUUCAGUUUAUUUAACUGUAAAUAUAACACACUGUACUGUUAUUUAUGUGUGUACAUUCCAAGCUCAUAAUGAGUGAUAUUUAUCGAUGAAACAUGUCUAUUUUAAAUAAAAUUGAAAUGCUCAC
This is a messenger RNA of Pecten maximus, 3167 nucleotides long. RefSeq names its product axonemal 84 kDa protein-like. Gene Ontology annotation, cellular component: axoneme. Gene Ontology annotation, molecular function: beta-tubulin binding; microtubule binding. The record is from RefSeq and is a predicted model, not a curated record. Lineage: Eukaryota; Metazoa; Mollusca; Bivalvia; Pectinida; Pectinidae.